Tachyglossus aculeatus (Australian echidna) is the source of this 1963-nucleotide messenger RNA. RefSeq names its product family with sequence similarity 163 member A (gene FAM163A). The coding region runs from base 236 to 709 and encodes 157 amino acids. Lineage: Eukaryota; Metazoa; Chordata; Mammalia; Monotremata; Tachyglossidae. The transcript has 5 exons. The record is from RefSeq and is a predicted model, not a curated record.
CCCCGAGAAGAAAAGGAAGGGAAGUUCAUUCGAGUCCGAGCUGCGGACAACACUAAAGCGCCUCUCUUCUCUACCUUCUCCCAGCCAGAACGGUGCUUUUCUGUCAAGGGACACAUGCUCUUGGCAAAGAAGUUUGUCCAGUUGCUGCCCUUGCCUGUAAUACAGUGACCCUAAUCCAGCAGUUUUCAGUGUCCAACGCACCCUUCAUUGAACAGUUUGAUGGAGAAUCGGGCGGAUGACAGCGGGAACUGUUGUAAUCACCGGCGGAAUCCUUGCGACCGUGAUCCUGCUCUGCAUCAUUGCUGUCCUCUGCUACUGUAGGCUCCAGUAUUACUGCUGCAAGAAAGAUGCAUCUGAUGAGGAGGAAGAGGAGGAGAAGCCCGACCUUCCCGCUCACUCCCGAGUGUCCACCUGCAAUGCUUGCAGUUCUCAAGUCCUGGAUGGCCAAGGCAUGGCAUCUCUCUCCGAGCUCUCCAACCAGCAGCAGCAGGGUGCUCAGAGCUACUGUUCCACCUACAGCUCCCCCUUCUACAUACGGACUGCUGACAUGGUGCACAACGGCGGGGAGAGGAUCACCUACACCCCCACCUGCUACAAGGAGGUGGGGCCACCUCUCCAAAUGGCGGCCUUCCAGAGUUAUCCGGUGACCCGGCCCAGCCUUGGACGAGAGGCUUUUACCAACCCAAGGGCUAUUAGUACAGAAGUGUGACCCCUAUCCCCUAUCCACUGAACACUGCUGCAGGAGCAGGGUAGGGCACAGCAGUGAGAGGACCCCACCCCUUGGAUUUUAUCCAUUUGUUUCUGGCUUUUCUCGCCAUGUGGAGUAGGGGCUCCUUGGAAUGCAUGCCACUAGGUGACAGAAUCAUCACUCUCUUGGCUCUGGCUCCUGCUAGGGCAUUACAGGAUGGCAGACGGGAGGAGAGUGAUGCUUUGCCUCACAGGACAAUUUUGUAGCCCCCUGCAACUAUAUUUACUUUGCCAUUUCUACCCACUGGCAGGGCAUGUCCCCUGAGGGCUAUAUACAAAACAAAUCCAUCUCAAGCUGAGAGAAGAGAGAGAGGGCUGUAAAUUAAUGCAGCAUCCACGAACCCCUUAAUGCCUCGGUAGAUGGACUGAAUAUGCUCCGAAGAGAGAGCAAAGCCAUUCUGUGCUACGUCAGGAGCGAGAACUGGCAGACAUGAAAAGAAAGAGAACAUGGAGAGUACCGCCAUUUAAAGAGUGGGAAUUUAGACAAACUUGUUCGAUGAAGUUAAGAGGAAAGUCUAUCAGCCGCUUGUUUCAAAAUCUGGUGUUGUAGUAGUUGUAGUAACUGAAUGCUGCUAGCACCUGUAGUCAAAUUUAAGAAUAGAAAAACCUAUUAUUGGUUAUGUGAGUCUUCACACCAAACACCUAUGGCAAACCCAUAAUCACAGAGCCAGGAAGGGCCUUUAAGUUCAUCUAAUCCGGUGCUCCAACCCCCACCUCCCAGAAGAAAGUGCUUCAUUUUCUGACUUUUAAAAAUUUAGGAAAUCUAUCCUCAGCAAUGGCAAUGGAAGAAUUAAAAUCGUUGGAAGAAAGAGAUUUGGGAAGGACUCUGCUGACAUAUUCAAAGGAGGAUUUUCAAGCUAAUUCCCUAAAGAUGCUUAAACUGCAGACAUAAGGAAGGCAUGUAUUGUUCUUAAAGGAUGAACAUUUUUAUGAAAACACUGUCUUUUUUGGCCACUGUGUACUAAAGUGUUAGACACCUCCUCCCCCUUUGGUGCAUGGACAAAAAUAACUGGGCUAAAAUUUAAUCUCUGAUGGGAUUUCUUGUGUUUUGUUGAGGACAGACAGGCCCUAAUUUUGGAUGAUGACCUUGUCUGUUGCUCCUGCCUCCUUCUCUGACUCCAUCAUUCCCUCAUCCCACCAGGUGCUUCAGUAGGACCUCCCAUUUAAUCCCCGCUCUACCACUUGUCUGCUGUGAGACCUUGGGCAAGUCACUUCU